GCAUGGCGCUCCGUUUGCCUGUUGUUCAUGGUGCCAGAUCUAUUUGUAGAUUACUAGAAGAUGGACGAAAGUAUGGAAGUGCCCCCAUGUUUUCCGUAAUGUUUAACAAUUUGGUAGAAAAGAGAAAUUAGGGAGUUGAAUGGGGAUAUGCGAGAAGUGGAUAUCACACGUCGCGGGGAGGUGGAAAAUGGAACUAAGUCACGUCUCCCUCCGAAACGGCUUGGGAAUAGCGCGAGAUACACCAAACUACAACGCGGUUUACCUCCCACGCGACAAUUCGACUACCACCUUACCUUGCAAGACCGGAAGGACAAGUCGUGUUAACCUUCUUGUUCAUAUCGUCUUGCUUCUCUCAUUUUUACUUCCUUCCAUCCAUCUCCCUCAACGUCAACAAAAUACCUUCUCCUCCCAUAAUUGCUUCUGGAACCCUAACUUGUCUUCCGCUCUCCGUACGGGUUCCUACUCGAACCCCAAAUUCCUCCCAUCUACCCUCCUGCUACUACUCUUUCCUUCUGAUUAACGCCCCCAAUAAUUUCCGGAAUGUACCCAACUACCCUGCACCCCAGCCCCGUCAAAGACGGGAGGCGCGUUCUCGGUGAAAAGACCGCAAACGCGUGUCUGUCAUCCACUCAUCAUCGGCCCGAUGUUUCGCCCAGCAAACGCCCGCUCCUCGAAGCACCUUCUCCCCCAAAGCUCCUUUCAUCUCCUUUAUUUGCUGGCCAAAAACGCACAAUUGAUCAGGUA
Aspergillus pseudotamarii is the source of this 744-nucleotide messenger RNA. RefSeq lists its product as uncharacterized. Bases 140 to 520 code for a protein of 126 amino acids. The transcript has a single exon. NCBI's taxonomy places the organism in Eukaryota, Fungi, Ascomycota, Eurotiomycetes, Eurotiales, Aspergillaceae. The record is from RefSeq and is a predicted model, not a curated record.